UUUUCACCAAGUCCUCCCCUCACUAAACCCUAGCUUUAUCCUCUAUCUGUUCACUUCUCACUCUCUCUCUCACGCUCGGCAGCUACGCCUUUUACUGUAGCUUCGAUGGCUUCGGGAUUCGAGGAUGGAUUCUCAGCGGAGAAGCUCUUCGCGCAGGGAUACUCCUACACCUACGACGACGUGAUAUUCCUCCCUCACUACAUCGACUUCUCCACAGACGCCGUCUCGCUCUCCACGCGCCUCAGCAAGCGCGUCCCGCUCUCCAUCCCCUGCGUCGCUUCGCCCAUGGACACCGUCUCCGAGUCCCACAUGGCCGCUGCUAUGGCCGCGCUCGGAGGUAUCGGAAUCGUCCACUAUAACUGCGACAUCGCCACUCAGGCUUCCGUCAUCCGCCACGCUAAAUCCCUCCGUGUUCCGAUUGCCUCCGACGCCGUUUUCAAGUGCCCUGAGAAUCUGAUUGGUUCGGUUGAUGACUUCGGUCCUUCUUCCUUCGUUUUUGUCUCUCAGACAGGGACAUUGACACCGAGUUUGUUGGGUUAUGUCUCAAAAUCGGAGUGGUCUUGUAUGAAAGAUGAACAAAAGGAGAUGAAGAUAUACGACUACAUGCGUAGCUGUGAGAGCAGAGACUACUAUGUUCCGUGGGAUAUCGAUCUCGACAAGAUCGAUGCGGUUUUGGAAGAUAAGCAGAAAGGGUUUGUGGUUCUGGAGAAAGAUGGUGAGACCGUGAAUGUAGUGACAAAAGACGAUGUGGAGAGGGUUAAAGGGUACCCUAAGUUAGGGUCAGGAACUGUUGGUCCUGACAAGAAGUGGAUGGUGGGUGCAGCCAUAGGGACAAGGGAGUCGGAUAAGGAGAGGUUGGAGCAUCUGGUGAAAGCUGGGGCUAACGUUGUGGUGUUGGAUAGUUCGCAAGGGAACUCUAUUUACCAGAUUGAGAUGAUUAAAUACGUGAAGAAUUUGUAUCCGGAGUUGGAUGUGGUCGGUGGGAAUGUGGUGACUAUGUACCAGGCUGAGAACUUGAUCAAAGCUGGAGUUGAUGGGCUGAGAGUUGGUAUGGGGUCUGGGUCUAUAUGCACUACUCAAGAGGUUUGUGCUGUUGGACGCGGGCAGGCUACUGCUGUGUACAAAGUCUCGACGCUAGCUGCUCAGCACGGUGUACCUGUUAUAGCAGAUGGAGGGAUAUCAAACUCAGGUCACAUUGUGAAGGCUCUAGUCCUUGGAGCAUCAACUGUGAUGAUGGGAAGCUUCUUAGCUGGAAGCACUGAGGCUCCUGGAGCUUAUGAAUAUCGAAACGGUAGGAGAGUGAAAAAGUACCGAGGCAUGGGUUCAUUAGAAGCGAUGACAAAAGGAAGCGACCAAAGAUACUUGGGAGACACGGCGAAGCUCAAGAUUGCACAAGGAGUGGUGGGAGCAGUGGCGGAUAAAGGCUCGGUAUUGAAGUUCAUACCUUACACAAUGCAUGCCGUGAAGCAAGGUUUCCAAGAUCUUGGUGCUUCCUCUUUGCAAUCCGCUCACGAGCUAUUGAGAGAAAACGUCCUUAGACUAGAGGCUCGUACCGGUGCAGCACAGAUUGAAGGAGGAGUCCACGGACUGGUUUCUUACGAAAAGAAAUCAUUUUAGCUUUUUCUGAGUUUAUUUUCUUAUGUAACGCUGCAAUAAAGACCUUGUCUCCCUUAAUCUUUUUAUCGUGUUUCGUUAUGAUAUUUAUGUUCUUGUUUUCAGUUUUGUAUUAAACACAAAAAAUGGAAAAUAAUAAAGCUGUUUGAUUGCUCAAA
Messenger RNA from Brassica napus (rape), 1772 nucleotides. Its product is annotated as inosine-5'-monophosphate dehydrogenase 2. The record is from RefSeq and is a predicted model, not a curated record. Gene Ontology annotation, molecular function: IMP dehydrogenase activity. The transcript has 5 exons. Bases 106 to 1617 code for a protein of 503 amino acids. NCBI's taxonomy places the organism in Eukaryota, Viridiplantae, Streptophyta, Magnoliopsida, Brassicales, Brassicaceae. Gene Ontology annotation, cellular component: cytoplasm. Gene Ontology annotation, biological process: GTP biosynthetic process.